This is a messenger RNA of Periconia digitata, 1266 nucleotides long. NCBI's taxonomy places the organism in Eukaryota, Fungi, Ascomycota, Dothideomycetes, Pleosporales, Periconiaceae. The record is from the annotation of a GenBank genome assembly.
AUCACGCCGCGAUAUAACGUUUACUUGGUCACAAUGGGCAAGAAGCGCGUUCUGAUUUCAUACGGUGUCGACGUUGAUGCCGUUGCGGGAUGGUUAGGGUCGUAUGGAGGAGAAGAUAGCACGAGUGACAUUAGCCGUGGUAUCUUCGCAGGCACCAUCGGCACUCAACGACUCUUGAAGAUGUUCAAGAAGCACGACAUCAAGACAACAUGGUUUAUACCAGGUCACAGUCUAGAGACAUUUCCCGAGGACAUGGCGGCAGUGCGCGAUGCGGGACAUGAAAUCGGCCUGCACGGAUACAGCCAUGAAAACCCGGUGGAUAUGACGAUUGAGCAACAGCGAGAUGUCCUCGACAAAACAUAUCGCAUGUUGACAGAAUUCGCUGGGAAGCCGCCAAGGGGUAGUGUAGCACCGUGGUGGGAGACUAGUCAGGAAGGCGCUGAACUGCUUCUUUCCUAUGGUAUAGAGUACGACCACAGUAUGAGCCAUCACGACUGUCAGCCAUACUUCCUUCGAACCGGAGAUUCCUGGACGAAAAUCGAUUACAAGAAGAAGGCGGAGGAGUGGAUGAAACCACUUGUAGCUGGUCGCGAAACUGGCUUGGUUGAGAUUCCUGCAAAUUGGUACAUUGACGACCUUCCUCCGAUGAUGUUCAUCAAAGCAUCACCAAACAGCCAUGGUUUUGUGAAUGCGAGGGACGUGGAAGACCUAUGGAGGGACCAUUUCGAUUAUUUCUACCGCGAAUACGACGAGUUCAUUUUUCCUAUCACUAUUCACCCUGAUGUAUCUGGCCGACCGCAUGUGCUGCUCAUGCAUGAAAGGCUCAUUGAACACUUCAAGAAGCACGAGGGUGUGGAAUUCGUUACCAUGGAACAGAUUUCAGAUGACUUCAAGAGCAAGAACAAGCCGGCUGAGGGAGCUUGGAUGCCCGCUGAGCCAGGUCUGAAAUUGAAGAAAUAGAAUGCAAUGUAAAUGAAUUCAUGAUCAAAAACAAUGCUCCCCAAUUCACCCCGGUUGUGAUGUGAUGAAUAAACUGACUCGAGGAAGCAUUACGUCAUACACUGUACGCAUGCUUGAACAAAACCCCGACGCCGAAUCCUAUUGCAACGUACCCCUACCAGUCAUUUCCUCGAAAGACGCGGAGGACCGGCAACUCGGAAACGGUCAAGUCCCUUGGCGAGAUAUACCCCAAGAUAAACUAAUACUUACCGUUCGCAUAGGCAGGAGUUGGGGUCUCGUCGCGUGUGACUCCAAAAGUUCUAUCGC